Penicillium daleae is the source of this 1446-nucleotide messenger RNA. RefSeq names its product fungal specific transcription factor domain-containing protein. Bases 1 to 1446 code for a protein of 481 amino acids. NCBI's taxonomy places the organism in Eukaryota, Fungi, Ascomycota, Eurotiomycetes, Eurotiales, Aspergillaceae. The record is from RefSeq and is a predicted model, not a curated record. The transcript has 3 exons.
AUGAUCGGUUCUAUGAAGCAGCUAAAAGACACACCAAUCGACCUCGUCGACUUGUCCCAAGUCCAAUCUACAAUAGCCUCCAUUUUCAUGGACAGUCCGUCAAACACUACCCUACAAGACAUCGAUGUCGGGAGCACAAGCGCUCGUCUAGAUGACCUGGCUCUUGCUUUUGCUGCUCUUACAUUUGAAGCCUUCGCUGAGAGUAACGCUGAAGUCCCACUCGCAUUUCUCGAGCUGUCAAUGAAAACUGCUGAGGACUAUGUCGGCCCGCCAACGCUCAAUCUAGCCAUUGCAAGUUUUCUUCAGCAUGUUUGUGUGCUUCGAACUGGGACAUCCAAUCGUAGUCGAGCGUUGAUUGCGCAAGCCGUGCAGGCAGCUCACGAUAUUGGCAUCAACAGGUGCGGUCCGAGUCAUAACCCUCUGCAAACUGCCAGGCUUUAUUUGGCGCUUUAUUUCACCGAUCAGUACUGUGCCAUGACACAUAAUACUGCGCCAUGCAUCAAGCCGACCGAUUAUGAUCCUGUUAUCUUCGAACCACUCCGACAAGCCAGCCCGGAACUUAAAAAUCUGAUGGAGCUAGUGGCUUUAAAUGGGAAAGUACUGGACAAAAUGCAUGCGUCUCCGUUAACUUACGAGAACGUCAUAAGCCUAGAAUCCAUCAUUGGCAAGGCGUGUUUCGCCCUUGGCCAGCCGCUUCUCAACAAUGCGCAGAACGAGAAAGGCUUCGAAGCACGCUACGUCAACUUGGCUCAUGUUCAUAUGUUCUGGUCACGCAUCAUGCUUCGUACACCUUUCCUCCUGUCCAACGAACACUGGUUGUCCUCACUCAGUAUCUGCAUCCGUGCAGCGCAGAUGCUCCUUUCGAUAUACUUCGACGUCCUCGGCCCAUCAAUCCAAGCAAUAGCUCGGACUGAUUCUCCUGCAACUGAUCGAGAGUGGAAAUUUGCUCUCAGAGUCAAUCAGUUGCCACCUACUUGGCGCCAAGUACGGAGAAUAAUGACAUCGGUUUUGAUCCUCUUCUUUGCCUUUUGGUAUGGCGAGGUCUCAUACGACGAGGCCGGCCGCGCAUGUGCGUAUGCCUUGGCACUUUUGGAAUUUGAACGAACGAGAUGGGGUGCUGCGCUCAAUGAUUCUAGGCGAUCAAUCUUAUCUCUUGCGGCCGUCAGUGGAAUCAAUUCUAUGGAGUACAUUAAGUGGAUUCUACCAGGUGCAAAUGAAGCCUUCAUCGCCAACGUGCUAGAUGUGGAUCAUGUCCGGGCACAAGCAGAUCCCACUAUGGACCAGCAACCAGAUGAUGGUGGAUCAUCUGUCCUUCAGGAUUUGGAUGGCGAUAGCUUUGGAGACUUGCUCUCCUCUACUGCUCUAUUCUCCGGUGCUUUUCCGCAUACAGAAUUGGACUUCCACAGCCUAUUUAGCGCCGAUUUGGGAGGAAUGGAAAAUUUAUGA